Messenger RNA from Opisthorchis viverrini, 1090 nucleotides. RefSeq lists its product as hypothetical. The transcript is spliced from 4 exons. The coding region runs from base 57 to 818 and encodes 253 amino acids. NCBI's taxonomy places the organism in Eukaryota, Metazoa, Platyhelminthes, Trematoda, Opisthorchiida, Opisthorchiidae. The record is from RefSeq and is a predicted model, not a curated record. Gene Ontology annotation, cellular component: cytoplasm.
AGUUGUCUUUACCCUUGGGAUCCAAAACAAACGGUAUUUUUGCCCGCAACCACUUCAUGUGGGUUUUUAAUGUUGCUAUCUCUGAAAUUUCCCGACUCACUUCUCCCUAUGCAGGUGACCCGGAACCAAGCGUUGACGAAAACAAAUUCACUCUUUUGGGUUUCCUAUUUUGUCCUUUUUGUGACCGUGUCCGGUUGACUUUGAACUAUCACAAGAUUGAGUACGAACAAAUCCUGGUCUCGUUGUAUGAUAAGCCAGAGUGGUUCACCAAUUUAUCGCCGUCGGGCAAAGUACCGCUGUUGUUGAACAGAGGUGAUCGUUUGACCGAAUCGGACUUGAUAAUGCGGUUUGUGGAUGAACUCCGAGGACCGGAUGCAUCGUUGUUGAAAGUUUGUGGAUUAGAGAAAUUCAACGAAGCGGCGGAGCUAUCAAGUAAAUUCUUCAAACCAGCGCACACCAUCCUGUUCAAACCGUCGUUUGAUGAACAAACUGCGGCUGCCUUUCGCGAAGCGUGUGAGGCCUUGUGUACCGUGUUGAAGAAGGACUACUUCGCUGGUGACCAACUCAGUCUUGCUGACUUGGUUCUCUUCCCUAUGAUUGAUCGAUUAGAAGUGAUUUUGUGUCAACUGAAUGGUCAACCUCCUGAGUCUGUGACUGAAUACAAACCAGAUCAAUCUGCUGAGUAUCCUGCGCUGGUUAACUAUUUGUCACGACUUCGACAAAUUUCUUGGAUUGCCUCGAUUCGCCAGCCGCUUCGCGUGGUCUCCAUGUUCUGUGCGUCAGUUAGGGCUGGAAAACCAAAUCUUGAGAUUGCCUAGUUCUUCCAGUCCGGCUUUCAUUCCUUUCGCCGUGUUGUUGUUACCAUAUUCACCUAGAUCUCUCGAGUUGGCCCUUUCCUUCCAUUCCGCUUGUCCGACAACCUCAGUGGUUUUUAUUUUCGCUUAUCUUUGUUUGCCUUUGUUUACUGUCGUCUUUUGUCCGUCUUUGAUUGUUCACGAAUUUUGUUUUGCCUUUGUUUAAUGUCGUCUUUUGUCCGUCUUUGAUUGUUCACGUGUGUAUUUCGUGAAUAAACGUGCCUAGUUGUGACCAA